CUGGCACAUGACUGUUUGUUUGUUACUGUACUGUAGUAGUGUACUUCCUCCCACAAGUUAUAACAAACUUUUAUUUUGUAGGGAUUUUAUUUUUGUACUUUUGGUUUUCUAUAUUACACUUCAUUUACAUAAUCCUUCCCAGCAAGUUAUCUUCAUUUUCAUUUCACUUCUUCAUUUCCAUUGGUACGAAUAGUUCUUGCUUGUGGAUUCUAAAAGUGUUAACUUUUUCAGGAAGAAUGGAUUCAAAGUCUGUGAAAGAUUUGCCUGAAAGACCUAGCUAUAGGAAGAGGAAGGCUGGCUAUGUAGGGAAAUCUUUGCAAGAAACUUCAUCGGCUACACCCGCCAAGACUGGCGAUGGCACAUCAAUCUGGGAUGACAAUUUUCCAUUUGGAGACUUUGUUGAUAAGCAUUUCAACAUGAAAACGGACUAUUCAGCAUUUGAGGCGUGGGAGUUAGAAAAUUGUGCUCAAGUUAUGCUAGAAAAUUCUGUUCAAUCGGUCGUCUUUGUCCGUUGUAUGGGGAAAAAGGUUUGUGAUUUGGAAAAGAAAAACAAGGCUUACGUUGAAGAGAAUACCGAAUUAAGAAAUAAGUUGUCUGAAUCGGAGAAGAACGUAGAUAAGUUGGAGAAAAAUUUGGAAGAAUUAAGCUUGGAAAAAAGUCGAUCAAUGGUAAAAGAAGAAGAUUUGGCAGAGGAAAAUUCUAAGAUGAAAAUAAAAUUACUCAUCAAAGAAGAUAUGAUUGACAAGUUGAAAGGCGUAAUUGAAGAUUUGAAAGCUGAAAUUGAAGAGGUGAAGGCUGAAAUUCCAGUGCAGUACAAUGCUGGGUUUGAUAAGGCAGUCAAGCAAAUUUUAGUUUCAAUAUCUGAACUUAAACAUUGACCAAGUUGGAUUCUCUAAAAUUAUUCAUAUUUACUUUGGAUCGAAAGUUUAGCUUAAUGAAGUUUAUUGUAAGAUAAUGCCCUCUUAAAUUUAUGUAUUGGCUUAACCAAGGUCUUGGCUACGCCACUGUUUAAGAAGAAGCAAGCCCACUUUAAUAUCUUGAAUUAUAGAACGCAAG
This is a messenger RNA of Medicago truncatula (barrel medic), 1056 nucleotides long. RefSeq lists its product as uncharacterized. Bases 237 to 878 code for a protein of 213 amino acids. Lineage: Eukaryota; Viridiplantae; Streptophyta; Magnoliopsida; Fabales; Fabaceae. The transcript is spliced from 2 exons. The record is from RefSeq and is a predicted model, not a curated record.